AGAAAGAGAGAAGAAGAAAGAAGUAAGAAACAAAAAAAGCUGGCAAGCAAGUGGUGGGAGAGAAUAGAUGUGGCGAUGGCAGGUUUGGAACCAGGCCCAGGUUCUCGUUACGUUCACCAACUUCACAGACCAGAGUUGCACUUACAAAGAUCCUUAGACCUUCAAAACCAAACAACCCAAAUCUCAGAUUCUAAUGAAUCACCCGAGAAAGACCAGAAAUCUGAUCCAAACGCAGCCACCACUUCCUCCGCCAAUCGCCGGCCACGUGGUCGUCCUCCGGGCUCAAAGAACAAGCCAAGACCACCAAUAAUUGUUACCCGUGACAGCCCAAAUGCACUCCGAUCUCAUGUACUAGAAAUCUCAGCCGGCGCCGAUGUUGUGGAGUCAAUAUCUAAUUAUGCAAGGCGGCGAGGGCGUGCUGUAUCUGUGCUUAGUGGUGGUGGAUCAGUCGCAAAUGUGACGAUAAGACAACCUGGAGCUCCGGCGGGGAGUGUAGUUACUCUACAUGGGCGGUUUGAGAUAUUAUCGUUGUCUGGGACAGUGUUGCCACCGCCGGCGCCGCCUGGAGCUGGUGGGUUAACGAUAUUUUUGGCAGGUGGGCAAGGACAGGUUUUAGGAGGGAGUGUUGUUGGACCUUUGGUGGCGUCAGGUCCGGUGGUUUUGAUGGCGGCGUCAUUUUCUAAUGCAGUUUUUGAGAGGCUACCGUUGGAGGAGGAAGAGUCACCGGUGCAGGUCCAGCCUACUGCGUCUCAGUCUUCAGGUGUUACAGGUGGUGGUGGUGGUGGAGGUGGGCAAUUGGGUGAUGGUGCAGGUGGUAGCACCGGCGGUGUUCCGUUUUAUAAUUUGGGAGGUAACAUGCCGAAUUAUCAAUUCCCUAGUGAUGUUUUUGGUUGGAGUGGAAAUGCUGGAAGACCUCCACUUUAG
Telopea speciosissima is the source of this 924-nucleotide messenger RNA. RefSeq names its product AT-hook motif nuclear-localized protein 25-like. The record is from RefSeq and is a predicted model, not a curated record. Gene Ontology annotation, biological process: vegetative to reproductive phase transition of meristem. The coding region runs from base 76 to 924 and encodes 282 amino acids. Gene Ontology annotation, cellular component: nucleus. Gene Ontology annotation, molecular function: minor groove of adenine-thymine-rich DNA binding; DNA-binding transcription factor activity. NCBI's taxonomy places the organism in Eukaryota, Viridiplantae, Streptophyta, Magnoliopsida, Proteales, Proteaceae. The transcript has a single exon.